UGGUAUAUGUAUCGAUAUGUUGUGAACAUCCCUACGCACGUGUUGCUGUGUUGCUAUCUUAUUUAAAAUAAUAUAACAUGGUCAAAAAGCCGGACAAAUCAGUCAAGCCAAAAGCAAAGCUUACAAAACAGGAGAAUGCUACAACUUCAGCACAUGCCCAAAACGCUGAUUCCGAGUCAACCGGAAUUUGGAAGGAUGCGCGCUUUCAGCAUUUAUUGGCUGACCCGCGAUUUCGUGGUGUACCCAAGGUGCAGCGCAAAGUGAAGAUCGACAAGCGUUUCCAGGGUAUGUUCGACGAUGAGAAGUUCAAAGUCAAGUAUACCGUGGACAAGUAUGGUAGGCCCGUAAAUAAAACAAAUGCCGAGGAUCUGCGCAAGUUUUACGAGCUGGAUGAAAAUGAGAGUUCAGAUGAAGAUGAAGAGAAGAAAGAGUCAAAGGAUGCCAAUGAGGAUGAGGACGAGGAACGCCGGGCCGAAGAGCUGGCCAUCAUACGCGAUGAUAAGGCUAAUGACGCUCUGCAGUUAAACAGUGAUGAUGAUGAUGGUUCCGAUGUACCUGAGAGUUUACGAGAGCGUCUAACAAAUCCAAGCAUCGAUUAUGCCCGCGGAGAGGGACGCCUAAUGACUGAUUCUUCGUCGGAUGAGGAUAGUACGGAUGACGAUGAAGAGGGAGGCCCAGAACUGCAAAUUGAUCACGUCUGGGGUGAAUUGGAUAUAGAUGCGGAGUGCACGGAGGAGUCAACACGACGUCUGGCUGUGUGCAACAUGGACUGGGAUCGCAUACGUGCGCAGGAUUUAAUGGUACUGCUCAGUUCUUUCCUGCCUCCCGGCGGCAGCGUUCUCAGCGUUAAGAUCUAUCCGUCCGAAUAUGGUAAGGCGCGAAUGGCCGAGGAGGAUGUGCACGGUCCUACAGAGCUGGUGAACACUCAGCCUGAAAGUGAUCUGGAUUCUGACGAAGAACUGGUACGCGAGCAGGACAGCGAUGCAGAAGAAGGCGACGACUAUCACAUGGAGAAAUUGCGUCAAUACCAGCUGAAUCGCUUACGGUAUUACUACGCCGUCGUUGAGUGCGACAGCGCCGCCACGGCGGACAAGGUAUACAAGGAGUGCGACGGAAUUGAGUAUGAGAGCUCCGCGACGCGUGUAGAUCUACGUUUUAUACCAGAUGACACGGACUUCGCUGAAGACAUGCCCACGGACGAGUGCUAUGAGUUGCCGGAUGCAAACAAUUACAAGCCGCGACAGUUCACCACGACGGCGCUGCAGCAGGCGAAGGUGGAUCUCACUUGGGAUGAAACAGCAUUGGACAGGCGUGAACUUGGCGACAAGCUGUCCAGCGGCAAGGUGGAUCAGCUGAACGACAAAGAGCUGCGUCAGAUUGUCGCCUACAGCAGUGAAGAGGAUGAAGAAGAAGAUGAAGAAGAUCAGGAACAGAAGCAAACCGAAAUUGAUAAUGAACAGAUAAAUGCAACAAAACAAACUGACGCCACUAAGAGCUCAUCUAAGGGUCUCAAGCAAAAAGAGCGCAUUGAAAAGUAUAAAAGUCUGCUAGCCGAAAUUAACGCGCAGGAGAAGAAGUCUAAAGAGAAAAACUAUGAAAUGGAAAUGUCCUGGAAUAUUGAUGCGCCCGAGGAUAACGUCGCCAAGGCACCAGCGAGUAGCAGCAGUAAACCUCAACUUACACCCAUCGAAAAGGUGCUGCAGAAGCGCAGCGAGAAGAACAAACAGCGUAAGGAGCAGCGUCGUCGCAAGCAACUAGAACUUAAGGGCAUUGAUCCCGAUGCAGCACAAAGCAGUGAUAACGACUCUAUACCCGACGGCAUUGAUAUGAACGACUCCUACUUUGCUGAAGAGUUUGCCAGCGGUGAUUACGAGCAGCCCAAGAAGAGUAAAAACACCAAAUCGAAGAAGCAAAAGAAUAAUAAAUCAACGGCCAACGAAGCGGAGGCGGAGUCAGAGGCGCAACUGGCGUUGCUGCUGGAUGACGACGAAGAAGGACAACAGCAGCCAAAGCAGCACUUCAGUCUAGCCAAAAUCCUAAAGGAAGAACAGGCAACCAACAGCAGUAGCAAGCGCAAACGGCGCAAGCAACUCAAGAAGUCGAAAUCCAGUGAGGGCAAACAGCAGGAAGAGGAUAACUUCCAAGUCAAUCUAAACGACGAACGCUUCAAUGCGGUCUACAAGUCGCACGAGUUCAACAUUGAUCCCACGCACUCCCACUACAAGCCCACUAAAGGCAUGCAGCAGCUAAUUGGCGAGAAGCUUAAGCGGCGGCAGACCCAAAACGUGCAGCAGGAGCCAGAGCAACCAGCAAAGAAGCGUUCCAAGCAACAGCUGGAGCAGAGCGCACUGGUAAAGAGUCUUAAAAUGAAGAUCCAACAGCGGAAGGCGUAGAGUUAGUCUACGGUUA
This is a messenger RNA of Drosophila hydei, 2409 nucleotides long. Its product is annotated as ESF1 homolog. Gene Ontology annotation, biological process: rRNA processing. Gene Ontology annotation, molecular function: RNA binding. Gene Ontology annotation, cellular component: nucleus. The coding region runs from base 78 to 2393 and encodes 771 amino acids. The record is from RefSeq and is a predicted model, not a curated record. The transcript has a single exon. Lineage: Eukaryota; Metazoa; Arthropoda; Insecta; Diptera; Drosophilidae.